AUGGAGACGGCUAACGAGAAGGACUACCACUUGAAUAGUGAUGAUGCUGGCUCGCGGGUAAAUAAUGAAGAGCCCUCAUCACCAAAAAGUGGUGAUGGUCAGGGUGCCACUUUGGGAUAUCCAGAAGGCGGUUUGAGGGCCUGGCUGGUGGUAUCAGGCGCCGCCGCCGUCAUGUUCUGCACAUUUGGGUAUCUCACUGGUUUCGGAAUCUAUCAACAAUGGUACAGUGAGAAUCAGCUCAAAGCUUAUACCCAGUCCGACAUCAGCUGGAUCGGCUCGGUUCAGAUCUUUCUCAACUUUGCAGGAGGUCUGGUAGGAGGACCAAUUCUCGAUCGGCACGGAAAUAUUGUGAUGAUCCCGGCAUCUUUGAUCUACGUGGUCUCCUUGGUGUUGACCAGCUUCUGCCACCAAUACUAUCAGUUCUUCCUCGCCCAGGCAGUUCUCGGAGGCAUAUGUCUUGGCCUAAUGUUUAGUACCUCGCUCGCUAUUGUUGGUCACUACUUUAACGCGCGUCAAGGUCUGGCCAUGGGUGUUGUGAUGGCCGGUGCAGCCCUGGGCGGAGUCAUCUUUCCAGUCGCGUUGAACAGAUUGCUCAACAACGUGGGACUCAGCUUCGGAUGGUCUGUCCGCGUGUGUGCGCUCAUCAUACUGGUUCUCCUUAUCUACGCCAACCUAACGAUGAAGACGCGGCUUCCGCCGACUAAACAGCCCAUGGAUUUCAGCCUCAUGAGAAGGCCUAUCUACAUCCUCGUGGCGGCUGGCGGCUGGCUGCUCAACUGGGGCAUGUAUGUGCCACUUUUCUACCUUCCGAGCUUCGCGACGACGGCUGGGCUGAGCGCAGGUCUUGCGCCAUACACGGUGGCAAUCUUCAACGCCGUGUCCAUCUUCGGCAGGGUUUUCGCGGGCACCUUGGCAGACAAACUGGGCUGCUUCAACGUGGUUAUUUUGAAUGGUCUGCUCUGCGCAGUCACUCUCUUCGUGUGGGCCGGCACAAACUCGGCUGCCGGGGUCAUUGUCGUGACCAUUUUUGAGGGCCUCUUCAUCGGAAGCAUCGUUUCACUGCAGGCGGCCAUCAUCGCCCAGAUCACUCCCGAUCCCAAGUACCUGGGAUCCAUGAUGGGAUUCACAAUGACCAUCUGGGCGUGUGGUGGGCUGACGGGCCCUCCGAUUGCUGGGGCGAUCUUGAACACGGUGCAGGACCCUACGCUGCCUGGAAGCUACAACGGGCCGGGCUAUUUUGGCGGUGCAUCCUUGGUCGUGGGUUCUGCCUGCUUUUUUGCAGCCCGCAUGAUGACCAAGUCGAAGUUGUUUGUCAAGGUUUGA
This is a messenger RNA of Cryphonectria parasitica EP155, 1323 nucleotides long. Its product is annotated as MFS general substrate transporter. The coding region runs from base 1 to 1323 and encodes 440 amino acids. Gene Ontology annotation, molecular function: transmembrane transporter activity. Gene Ontology annotation, biological process: transmembrane transport. Lineage: Eukaryota; Fungi; Ascomycota; Sordariomycetes; Diaporthales; Cryphonectriaceae. The transcript has 4 exons. The record is from RefSeq and is a predicted model, not a curated record. Gene Ontology annotation, cellular component: fungal-type vacuole membrane.